UCAAGCGGCUGGCAAAGUGUCAUAACUGCUUCUCAUUCGUCAAAGAUGUCUUGGUCUUUACCGUCAGAUAGUAGGAUGUAUGUCUGGGGCAAGAUUGAGGGGGGAAAUGUUCUGUCCUUAAUGCUUGCUUUAAAGAGUGGUUUUUUUGCAGGUUUUUCCCCAAGAUUCAAUAAGGUUAGAUUUCAAGUCUUUGACUAGGUAAGUGUUGUCCAAUUUGUCUAUAUAUUUGCAAUACUUUUGCCAUAUUUGUGGUUUUUAAUUACACUUUCUAUUCUAUGAGGCACUUUUGUUUUUCUCUUGCGUACUUAAUGCAUAUAGUGGUGUGGAGGCCAAGAUGUCAUCGAAGAUGCCAAGCUCUAACAACAUAGCCCAGGCCAGGAGGACAGUACAGCAGCUGAGGAUAGAGGCCAGUAUUGAGAGGAUAAAGGUAUGGCAUGCUGAAAGUUAAACUGAGUAGAAAGCAGUGUUGAGUAACAAUAAAGUACAUUUUCUGGUCCAUACCGAAAUGUCUCCCAAAAUGCACACCAACUUGCAGCUAAGGAUGAUCUGUUGUCAGUGAGUGUCUGCGCGUGCUAGUGGGUGUGCGUGUGUGUAGGUGUGUAGGUGUGUUGAUGGAGUGAGUCUGUGUCAGCAGAAACCCUCCCAUUCACACACUCAUAUCUCUCUGUCCUGUAGGUAUCCAAGGCCUCGGCGGACCUCAUGCACUACUGUGGCGAACACGCCAAAUACGACCCUCUGCUCAUGGGCAUCCCUGCCUCAGAGAACCCCUUCAAGGACAAAAAGCCCUGCACUAUAUUGUAGUGAACGCCUUUCUAUUUAUCUGUUUGCUUCUUAAUGUUGCCUGUAUUUUAUUAUCUGGGGAGAAUUGUGAUCUAAAACCAUUACUCAUCCAUCAAUCUUACCUUAAAGCCUGUAACGUUACCCUUUAAUGAAAACGCUGUAUUUUAUCACUCAAUUUGAACUUGCCAUGACAUACAGUAAACAGUUUGAAUAUACGUUGGGAACGUGACUGUUAGUGUCUGUCUGAUUUAGCUCAGUGGAUGUAGCCGUGGUUUCCGUUCAUCCCUUUAACAAGUCUGUUAUAUGUUUGUCUUAAAUCGUAUCUGCUGUCAUGUGUGUUACAAUGACCGAAUUUAAUGUAUUUCAGGCUUUGGAGUCAUGGUUGGGACAUGUGACUGUAUUAUCUUCUCCCCAUUGACUCAUGCUG
Molecule: messenger RNA, 1207 nt
Organism: Coregonus sp. 'balchen'
Lineage: Eukaryota; Metazoa; Chordata; Actinopteri; Salmoniformes; Salmonidae
Source: the annotation of a GenBank genome assembly